AUGUCCAAAACACUUCUGAUCAUAGACGACUCCACCAAUUGGUAUGAAGUCUUUGGCAGACACCCAAAGCUCCCCAAUGGCGAUGAUUUAAAGAUUGAGCAAACUGAGUGGAAGUUGAUAAGCACAAAAGCAGCUAAAGGCAAAGCGUAUGUCAACAUCAGUCCAUCACCAAAUCCGUUUCUAUUUACAAAUCAAAAAGAGGAGCGAUUGGUUGUCCCAGACAUGUUGUUGGUUCGUAAUGUCCCCAUCAACAUCCACAACACCAAUUACUUGAACCAUUUACUCACAUUUGCCAUUGCCAACACUCCCGCAGUCAAUGCCGUUCAAGUAAUGGUCAACGACUUAAAUCGGCCAUUGCUGCAUUCCGAGUUGUUAAAAAUAGAAAAGCGAUUGAUUGAGUUGCACCAUGGCGAUGCCGAGUGGGAGAAGACGCGCAUCAAAGUUGUUGAUUUGGAGUACAACUCAAAUCAAGGCGAUGCGCCUUCGUUUGGUGGUGCACCAGUCCCAGAGAAGUGGCCACAAGUUGUCAAAGUUGCGACCAUUCAUGGGGGGUACGGUAAGACUGUUGUUCACGACAAAAAGGAGUUGAAAGACGUUGCGUCUGUUAUUGCUGUGGGUAACUCGUAUUACACCGUCGAACCGUUUUUGAACGAAAAUUAUCAAGUCAGAGUGCAAUACAUUAAUGGACACAUCAGAGCAUUCAGAACACGUUCAGAAGACAGCUGGAAAUACAACUGGGGCACGUCUGAAUACAAAGACGUCGAAGUGCUGCCAAGGUAUAAGGAGUGGGCAGAAGAGGCACAUAAGAUAUGGGGCGGUCUCGACAUGUUUGCCAUCGACAUCAUCAUGGAAAAAGACGGGUCGGAAACUAUCAUUGAAAUCAACGUCUCAGCUAUUGGUAUCACAGAUUGCAAUGCAAAGGAAGACGUCCAAUUUGUUAAGGAACUGAUCAUGGAAAAGAUGGACAAAGAAUACUACAAGAAAUAA
Entamoeba invadens IP1 is the source of this 987-nucleotide messenger RNA. Its product is annotated as synapsin, putative. Gene Ontology annotation, biological process: neurotransmitter secretion. The record is from RefSeq and is a predicted model, not a curated record. Gene Ontology annotation, cellular component: synaptic vesicle membrane. Gene Ontology annotation, molecular function: ATP binding. Bases 1 to 987 code for a protein of 328 amino acids. Lineage: Eukaryota; Evosea; Mastigamoebida; Endamoebidae. The transcript has a single exon.